AUGGUUAUUUCAACUCAGCUUGGUAUUCCCACUAGUACUACCCUACAACGUAUUGUUCAAAAUAAUUGUUUCACUCCUCUUAAUGAUAUAACAAGCAGAUUAAACUCUAGUCUUGAUAUCACAUUGCAUAAUAUCACAGUUAGAAAAUACCUUCAUGAUGAAGGCCUUAGUAUUUAUGUCACUCUUAAAUUUGGUGAUGGUUUAGUGAUGUUUUGGGGUUAUUUUGGUUGGCAUAAAGUUGGAUCUUUAGUUGUAGUAAAAGGAAGUAUGGAUUCUGACCAAGAUGGAGCUUCAUGUUAUAUAUCAAAUUAUAGCAUUUGGUGGAUGAAAACACAUAAUAUUCCAAUCUUAGAUUAG
Funneliformis geosporum is the source of this 357-nucleotide messenger RNA. NCBI's taxonomy places the organism in Eukaryota, Fungi, Glomeromycota, Glomeromycetes, Glomerales, Glomeraceae. The record is from the annotation of a GenBank genome assembly.